Messenger RNA from Talaromyces rugulosus, 678 nucleotides. RefSeq lists its product as uncharacterized. Lineage: Eukaryota; Fungi; Ascomycota; Eurotiomycetes; Eurotiales; Trichocomaceae. The record is from RefSeq and is a predicted model, not a curated record. Bases 1 to 678 code for a protein of 225 amino acids. The transcript has a single exon.
AUGCACCCAAACUUGGACUUGAAAAAUAUCCUUGUUUCGGAAACUGGCGAGCUUCAGGGUUUGGUUAACUGGCGUGGUGCCUGCGCCAUGCCACGAAACCUCGGAUGUGAGAGUGUUCCAAGGUGGCUACGUGGUGAUUGGCAAGAACAUAUGGCAUAUCCGCACGCCGGUGAGCAGGCAAAAUGUUUCAAGUAUCGCAAUUUUUACACUGACUGUAUUCAGUCACACCUGAAACCAAAUACGGAGGAGGCUACACCAGUUCAAAGUCCAUUUAUCUUUCAGUUUCCACGUUGGGGACCCGAAAAAGACAAACCCAGUCUGACACGAGGCUCUACUGCUGCGAUGUACCUCCGAGAAUGUGGCAGGGACGUAGAGUCGAUCCCAUACAUUGUUGAUAGAUUUUUCUUCGAGAUAGAAUUGGCUCUUGAGAAACAUCACAAUUUCAGUGCAGCGGACCGCGAAAAGGCUGGCUUUUACGUGUUCUUUGUCAUCGACGACUUGGAACAGGGAAAGAUCAGUAAAAAGCAUUUGGAGCUUCUGAAAAAGGGACUUGAUGCGCUUUUUGAACUGGGUCCGAUCUUUAGGUGUGAGGAUAAAGCCUUGGCUAGGCGUAUUAAUGCUCGGCGUAAUCAGAAGAUUGAUAUAGAGAAGUGGGCAGAAUAUUGCCAUGUACAAUAA